Molecule: messenger RNA, 1413 nt
Organism: Saccoglossus kowalevskii
Lineage: Eukaryota; Metazoa; Hemichordata; Enteropneusta; Harrimaniidae
Source: RefSeq, a predicted model, not a curated record
GCUGACCAAGCAGGGUCGAGUAGCAACCUGUCCAAUCUUUUGAAAUUAAGAACAAUUUUUCCGAUUCCCUCACUGGAAAUGGAUAACAGAAAGAAAGCAUCGUCAAAUGUCGACAGAUAUGGGAAGAAAAAAUCCUCCACAUCAUCUUCUCGACUAAUGAUGGGUGUUGAUGAGAGUUAUGCAGCGCCAUCUGGUUUAACUAAUCAAAGAACUGAUAGUGCAAAGUCACGAGAAAUUAAUAAAAUUCAGACGCUUAAGGAAGAAAAUGAGAAACUGAAACAAGAGAUUGAAGAAUUAAGAUCAUUAUAUACACAGCUAAUAACAGAUAAAAAACAAGAAAAGUUUGAAGAAAGAAGAGUACAGAUACUGAAAGCACAAAUUAUACAACUUGAAAGACAGAUACUAUUACACUCAGAAGGUUUGAGUUCAAGAAGUAAAAUAUUGUUAGAAGUUGAGAAUUCUAUGUCUGCUGUGACUGGUCAACUCAGGGACUUACUUGCUACUGAAACUCGAGGACCUGUUGUAUCAUUAGAAAGAUCGCAAUUAACAAAUUUAAUUGAAAAUAUAGAAUCUAGUAGACAUAAGCUGUAUAAAAAUAUUGAGUGUUACAGUGCUGACAAUGUAUCUAAACCGUUAUUGUUUAUGGAUCCAUUUUGUAAAGAGACAUAUCAAGAUUCUAUUAAUGUAUUGGAUGUUUGUUCAGGUUCAACAAAUCAUAUUAAUUUAAAACAAGUGGCGAAGUUAGAAUCAAAAUUAUUUCAUUUACAUCAUAAGUUGUAUAGCUUACAACAGUCAAUGGAGCUGUGUCCGACCAGUUCAAAUUUAGAACUAAAUUCAGAACACUUGUCUCAUCAAUUGGUUAAUUGUAAACAACUACUUGAUGGAUGUUGUCAUGAUCUAUUAUGUUUAUCAAUACUUAUCCCGGCAGCACCAUGGGCAGUACUUCAUAGACCAGCUCUUGGCGAGUUCACCUCAGAGAAAAUAAUGAAAUCAUUGCCCAAUUUUGUGAAAAGUCAACAACAACAGGGGCGCAUUGUAAUAGAGGCACUUAUAAAGGCUGUUAAUUACUCAUUGGAAGUUGGUAAUCAAAAGUUACACAGUAUUGUUGAAUCCCUAACACCGAUGGCAGAAUCUAACGAUGGUCAGGGUGACAGUGAACGGUUGAGUACUUUGAGUGAGUUCUGUACAGAAUUCUUCACCAGUUUGGACAAGGUACAUGAAGAGUCAGUUCGGAAACAUAAAAAGCAGACCAAGAAAGUAGAACAGCUGGAACAACAGGAGUCUGACAUUUUGAAAGAAACCCUCCUCGUCAUGGAAGAAGUUAGAAUUAAAAAAGAGGAAGAAGUGAAACGGAAAUCAGUCUCUGGUAAAGAGAAGCUGGGGGCUAGUGUAAAAGAAUCGCCACCAAAGUAA